This is a messenger RNA of Arabidopsis thaliana (thale cress), 2568 nucleotides long. RefSeq names its product nodulin MtN21 /EamA-like transporter family protein (gene UMAMIT45). The record is from RefSeq and is marked reviewed. Gene Ontology annotation, molecular function: transmembrane transporter activity. NCBI's taxonomy places the organism in Eukaryota, Viridiplantae, Streptophyta, Magnoliopsida, Brassicales, Brassicaceae. The transcript is spliced from 6 exons. The coding region runs from base 123 to 887 and encodes 254 amino acids. Gene Ontology annotation, biological process: transmembrane transport. Gene Ontology annotation, cellular component: membrane.
CAAACGAUAAUUAUUGGACCUACAUAAUGCUAUUCUUUAUAUUUGUAACAUCAAGAAAAGCAACAAAAAGAUAAUGAAUUAAAGAAUCACAUUUCAUACAACCUUUCUAUCAUUUUCCAAUAAUGGCCCGGACAGUAAGUCUCUGGCGGAGAGAGGCCGUGUUCUUGACGGCCAUGCUGGCGACAGAAACCGGCGUAGUCGGAAUAAGUACUUUGUUUAAAGUAGCAACUUCAAAGGGACUCAAUCUUUACGCUUUCCUCGGCUAUUCUUAUCUUCUUGCUUCUCUCCUUCUUCUUCCUUCUCUGUUCUUCACCGACAGGUCAAGAUCACUUCCUCCACUAAGUUUGUCAAUACUUUCUAAAAUAGGACUUCUUGGAUUGCUAGGAUCAAUGUAUGUGAUCACAGGAUACAUAGGCAUCGAAUACAGCAGCCCAACCUUAGCCUCUGCCAUUAGCAAUAUCACUCCUGCUCUUACCUUCAUCCUCGCCAUUAUCUUCAGAAUGGAAAAAGUAUCUUUCAAAGAAAGGAGCAGUGUAGCCAAAGUGAUGGGGACGAUAUUGUCGUUAAUAGGCGCACUUGUUGUGGUUCUCUACCAUGGUCCACGUGUCUUUGUUGCAUCUUCUCCGCCGUAUAUAAACUUCCGUCAGCUUUCUCCGCCGUUAUCAUCUUCAAAUUCAGAUUGGCUCAUCGGCGGAGCUCUUCUUACCAUAAGAGACAUCUUUGUUUCUGUUUCUUUCAUUCUCCAGGUACAAAUUUUUGUUCUUAUACAUAAUAGAAAUAAUACAAAGUGUUGGAUAUGUUCCAUGCAAAAGAGACUAAUUUUGUUAUCGGAGGCAGAAUUUUUAAAAUACAACAGACUUAACCGAGGAAAAUUAGUUCAACCGUAAACCCACUGGAUCCUCGAACCUAGGCCAAAUAGAGAAUCUAACUUGAAAACAAAAACCCGUAAAGAAUUACCCCAUACCAGCAAAACUCAUGUGCUAUCACAAAACAACGUACCAUCAAAUUCUAGGUUAAUCAAUAGAUGAUGGCAGGCCUGGCCCGCCAAUAAAGCAGGAAAGCAACUGUUUUAAACCACACAAUGUAGUCUAGUGGUUAGACUUUCUAUAACUUAGUCCCGAUUCACAAGUUCGAGCUUUUACUAAUAUUAUUUGCUCUAUUUGUUUUUGCAUUCCUUUUCAUCCUUUUUUUCUUUUUCCAAUCCACAUAUUUUAGUUAUGUUUGAGGCCACUUAAAGUUAAGGACCGGCCCUCGAUGAUCGAGUUGGUCAUAGACCAAUCACUAUUUACUUACCUAUAGAAGAAAACUCUCAACCAUAAACAUUGGAUGUUAAAACUAGAUAUAGGCAUACAGGAAGAGGCGGCCAUGGGGUCAAGCAAGACAAGCAUGUUUGAAGUCGAAAUAAAUAAAUAUAUAUAUAUGUAAGAGUAUGAUAAAGUGACUAAUAAGGUGUCAAGUGGUCCGUUUAACGUCCAAUAGGUUUGACCAUUUGGACCAUUUUUUUUUUGGGGUUUAAUGAACGGUCCAUAAUGGUUUAUGGUCCAAAAACUUGUCCAAAUCCAUGAAGGAUAACCAUGUCCAUUGGAUAUGUCCAUGGUCGUCCAUUACUGUACAAGCUUCCUGUUUGAUUCAAAUUCAUCUCAAUUCAUCUCAACCGCAUGAUAGUGUUGGAUUCUAAGAGUACUAAUAUCAGUGAUAUGUGCGAAGUUGGAGUCCCAUUAUAACCUUUUGCCGAAAAUAUAUAAUUUUUCACUAAUAAGAGGCCCUAGUAAUUAUUGUUUUGCUUGGAGUCAUGAAACUCGUAAAGCCAGCUCUGGAAAUAGCUGGGGUUUUGAAGUUAAUCAACUAUCUUCAUACAUCAAAUAUCAAAUUUUGUUUUUUGAAAGAAGGUUGAACAUGCAUAUAUAAUUUCAAUGUUUAUUCUAUAAAAUGUAUUUGGCCAGGCAAAAAUAAUGAGUACAUAUCCAGCAGCAUUCACAGUCUCCUUCCUCUACAUUGUAUCGGUUUCAAUCGUGACUUCAAUGAUUGGACUAGUAGUGGAAAAGAACAAUCCAAGCGUUUGGAUCAUUCGAUUUGAUAUUACUUUGAUAACAAUUGUAACUAUGGCAAUAAUUACUUCAGUAUACUAUGUGAUCCAUUCAUGGACAGUACGUCACAAAGGACCUCUAUACUUAGCGAUAUUUAAGCCUUUGUCGAUUUUAAUAGCGGUGGUUAUGAGCGCAGUUUUUCUCAACGAUUCUCUCUAUCUCGGAUGUUUGAUAGGAGGACUAUUGAUAACGUUGGGGUUUUACGCUGUGAUGUGGGGUAAAGCAAACGAAGAGAAAGAUCAAUUGUUGUUAGUUUCAGGAAAAGAGAGAACCCCUCUUCUAUUGAACGGCUAAAAUGGCCAAAUUAGAAUUAAAAAUAAAUUAGAACUAAUUUACAUAUUCUUAGCCACACUUUUGGGUAAUGUGUACAUGUAUAUUACUACUGUAUUUCAUGUUGCGCUUUGUUUAUAACUUGAAUAAUUGUUUUAACCAUGAAGUAAAGACACUCUAUAUCCAUGGUUAGUAAAUAAGGUAAAUUGCG